UAUCGUAUCGGAUUCUACUAUGUCCCAAUAAAACGCCCGAAUCUGUAGCCGCCGCCGUCCGCACUCAUCCCUCGCCUCUUUCCCUUUGAUGGCCGAUGCUUUACUACCCCAUCACGGCCUCCUCCUCGAGUCCCGCAGCCAUCUGCUCCCUCCCAUCUUCUUUCCCCUCAACUCCCCGGCACUGACCCUCCCCCACGGGUCUCGAUUCGACCCCGCCGUCUCCCGCCCUUCUAAUCGAUGGCAGCUUUCCAAGUUGCGCGCGGUUGUGGAAGAGGCCGCGGAUGCGCCCAAGUGGUGGGAGAAGGACGCCGGGCCCAAUAUGAUCGACAUCCACUCUACGCAGGAGUUCGUGGACGCAUUGAGUCAAGCAGGUGAAAGGCUUGUCAUUGUGGAGUUCUAUGGUACUUGGUGCGGAUCUUGUCGAGCUCUGUUCCCAAAGCUAUGUAUGAUGGCAAAGGAACACCCAGAGAUUUUAUUUUUGAAGGUGAACUUUGAUGAGAACAAACCUAUGUGUAAAAGAUUGAAUGUAAGAGUACUUCCAUAUUUCCAUUUUUACCGUGGUGCUGAUGGCCUUCUGGAGUCGUUUUCAUGUAACUUGGCUAAGUUCCAGAAGAUAAAGGAUGCCAUUGAAGAACACAACACUCCACGUUGUAGCAUUGGACCUCCUUUAGGAAUUGUAAAUAUAAACCUGCUCGAUAGUUCAAACACAGGCAAGUAAGCCUCCCAGAAGCCAACUUUCAAUUUUAUGUUUAUUGUUCCUGCUCAACCAUUGUAUUCUAUCGUUUUUAAUCCAAAGCUUCAAGCAUUUGUACUCUUCACAAUUAGUCUGGUCAAUUAAGAAGUAUAUAAAAGCAGGACUAUACGAGAAUCUAUUGAAUAUCUGUAAUGUUCUAAUUACUCAGAAUAUGUGCAGUUAAAUUUGUAUUUGGGAAGAAACUCAUGUAUACACAGUUUACCAACUGAGUUCCGGAAUUUGUACUCUA
Molecule: messenger RNA, 983 nt
Organism: Zingiber officinale
Lineage: Eukaryota; Viridiplantae; Streptophyta; Magnoliopsida; Zingiberales; Zingiberaceae
Product: thioredoxin-like 2, chloroplastic
Exons: 4
Coding region: 89-718 (209 amino acids)
Biological process (GO): cell redox homeostasis
Source: RefSeq, a predicted model, not a curated record